This is a messenger RNA of Camarhynchus parvulus, 413 nucleotides long. RefSeq names its product serine protease 33-like. The record is from RefSeq and is a predicted model, not a curated record. Gene Ontology annotation, molecular function: serine-type endopeptidase activity. The coding region runs from base 147 to 413 and encodes 88 amino acids. The transcript is spliced from 3 exons. Lineage: Eukaryota; Metazoa; Chordata; Aves; Passeriformes; Thraupidae. Gene Ontology annotation, biological process: proteolysis.
GCGGGGCCUGGGGCGCCCCAAAAGUCGCCCCAAAAGUCGCGGCCGAGGCCGGGACCCCAAAAAAUCCCAAAAAAUCCCAAAAAAAUCCCCAAAAAUCCCGAAACUGCCCCAAAUCCUCCCCCCGCCCCCCCCCCACCCCCCUCCUCAUGUCGCGACAGAUCCCGACAGCGCUCGCGCCGCUGCUGCUGCUGCUGCUCAUCCGCUCCGGGAGCGGCGCCAAGGAGGAGGCGGAGUCAGAAUGGUCCCGCUGCGGUUUCUCGCGCUCCCGCGGGCGCGUGGUCGGUGGUUUGGGCGCGCGGCCGGGCCGCUGGCCCUGGGCGGUCAGCCUGCAGCUGCGGGGGGGGCACCAGUGCGGGGGCAGCCUGGUGAGCGCCCAGUGGGUGCUGACGGCGGCGCACUGCUUCCAGGGGUGA